Messenger RNA from Argentina anserina (silverweed cinquefoil), 1437 nucleotides. RefSeq names its product B3 domain-containing protein Os03g0620400-like. NCBI's taxonomy places the organism in Eukaryota, Viridiplantae, Streptophyta, Magnoliopsida, Rosales, Rosaceae. Gene Ontology annotation, molecular function: DNA binding. The record is from RefSeq and is a predicted model, not a curated record. Bases 1 to 1437 code for a protein of 478 amino acids. The transcript has 6 exons.
AUGGCUACACCUCCACGUCUGUUACCUUCUUGUUCCGGCCAGAGAGGUAGAAAGGAGAAAUUCCCAGAUGAAUUUCCGAGCUUCUGCCUGAAGAUUGUGACUAAUGACGACCUCAGAGAUGGGAAGGAACUUCCAGAGGCAGCUGUGAGGAAGUACAGAAAUUGCAUGGCAGAUCAUUUAUUCCUCGAGGUCCCAAAUUGCGAAAGACCAUGGAAAUUGGAGUUGAGAAGAUCCACUCGUGGUGGCCGAAUUUGGUUAAACAAGGGAUGGCAAGAGUUUGCCAACUUUUACUCACUAGAUGAAGGCUGUGUGGCAGUGUUCAGCUAUGAAGGUGAAUGUUCUCAUUUCCAAGUACGCAUUUUGCAGUGGAACGAUAUGGAAUUAGAUUAUCCUAUUUAUGGAGGAGGUACACCAAAAAGGAAAAAACCAGAAGCUAAUCAAAACAUGCUUCCUGCCCAUUUAAAAGUUAGAGCCACUUCAAUUUCCACUGGAUCUUCAGCUGAUGAAAACCAAAAUGAUCUUCCUGCAGCUACCAGUUUUAAAUCUAACAAGCCAUAUUUUAUCAUCAACAUGACAGCUUCAUACAUAGACAACUCUUUUGUGUACAUAAAUCGAUCUUUUGCCAAGGAACAUCUUUGCAGACCAGGUACUUCUUGGGAUGUAACCCUGCAAAUUCCAGAUGAUAAGAGAGUUUGGACUGCUGUGUGCACUACCACCAAAAACAAAUACAAGUGUAUAUAUACAAGAUUCUCAGGUGCUGGAUGGAAAGCAUUUAAGCAGGACAAUCAUCUGGUAAAAGGUGUUAUCUGUGCGUUCGUGUUGAUAGAGGAGCGUACAUUCAGAGUUUCCAUAUUCCGAACUGAACUGAAGAUUAACAGGCAUACUGAGGAAAUGGUUCUGGAAACAGAAUACUCCAUUCAUGCUGGAAGAAAUGAUGGAACACCUAAAGUGAAGAACCAAGGAGCUACUCAAGAUAUGCAUCCUGCCCACUAUUCAGUUCCCUCUGGAUCCUCAGCUGAUGAAGACCAAAAUAUUCUUACCACAGCUACCAUUUUCAAAUCUGACAAGCCAAUAUUUAUGCUCAAUAUGACAGCUACAUACAUGCGCCUCUCUCUCGCGUAUAUAAGUGCAUCUUUUGCGACUGAACAUCUAUGUCAACCUGGCACUUCUUGCAAUGUGAUCCUACAGAAUUCAGAUGAGAAAGUUUGGACUGCUCAGUGUUUUGUCAGUGAACACAGCAAUCACCGAGUCCAAGCAAGUAUUUCAGGGACUGGUUGGAAAGCAUUUAAGGAGGACAAUCAUCUGGUAUUAGGUAAUGUCUGUGUGUUUGAGUUGAUAGGUGAACUUAAGCUAAGAGUCUCCAUAUUCCAAGGUAAAGUGAAGAUCAUUAGGCUUAAGGAGGAAAACGAAGCCAAUCUCAUUUCAUGGCUAAAUUGA